Molecule: messenger RNA, 4014 nt
Organism: Trypanosoma grayi
Lineage: Eukaryota; Euglenozoa; Kinetoplastea; Trypanosomatida; Trypanosomatidae
Product: putative dynein heavy chain
Exons: 1
Coding region: 1-4014 (1337 amino acids)
Biological process (GO): negative regulation of canonical Wnt signaling pathway
Cellular component (GO): non-motile cilium; cytoskeleton
Source: RefSeq, a predicted model, not a curated record
AUGGGUCGAAGCCGCUCAGCGGAGCAGACGGCCCGCGUGCUCCUCUCGAAUGCCGUUCGCCACGACACGUGGGAGUGCAGGGCGUCAAAAGAUGGAGCGGUGGACCCGCUGCUCACACUGCGACUUGUGUGGGAUGAACUGCCGCUGGAAUCACCGUUUAAUGACGCAGUCGCGCUGCACGUGACACUCUUCGACAGGGUGUCGUCCGCCUUCAUUGGCGCGACGUACACUGCUCCCCGAUUGACUGUCACCGACCCGCUCAUCUUUCAAAGCCGUGGGGACAACAUUCUGUUGGUGGUUGAAGUGGUGGCGCGUGAUGAGCGUCCCCACGCCCCUGUUGAGGGGCGGCGCGUUGUUCUGUGGGGCUAUCUCCCCGUGGCGGGGCUUAGUGCUGCGCGUUUCGUGGCGCUGCGGCCAGGGAAUGCCCAGCUUCUGUAUCUGAACCCCAAGUCGUGGCCCUCCGGUGGUGACGAGAUGCCGCGUUUGGGGUACACCUGCACGGUUGUGGAGGAUGCGGUGGUGUCGCAGCUCAUGACGCGCCUUGUGCCACCCGGGAUUCUGGUGCCGCAGAGCUUCACAGAGAGUGCCCCACAGGCUUCCGCCGGCUCGUUUCGUUGUGUCGUGCAGAAUAUUCAAGUGACACCCACGGUAGAGGAUGCAGAGUGGGACAACGGUACUGCGGCGGAGUGGCGCAUCGCCGCUGUUGCACACAACGGCUACCAGCAGCUCGGACAGGGCGCUGAGGUCUCGUUGGAGUUGGACAACGAUGAUGGAGUGUCGCCUUCCACGUCGUCGGGUGCCAUCACCACCACCACCACUGCCACCACUACAUCCGGUCCCAGCGCUGCCACAACCGCCAACAACAACAACAGCAGCAGCAGCAGCAACCACCACCACCACCACCACGGUGCGUUGAGGCGGCGUCUGUUGCGCUCUGUUGCUCCAUUGGAAAUUGACGGGCUCCCGGUGCACUCGGCGACGUCGCUGGUGCUGGCGAUUCGCCGCAAGAAAUUAGGGGGGAAGCGGUUCGAGGUGCUUGGAUUCUGUGUUUUUCCACUAUGUGUGAUGCCAGUGAAGGAUCGUGAUCUGCGCGUGGAGAACCUUCCCACCCUUCAUGGGCCAUUCUCGUGUCGAGACCCGCGGAUGCUAAUGCUAGAAUCAACCUCGCCGUACGGCAAGGUGCCGAUGACGGUGACGCUAACCGUGGAGUACUACGACACAGGCUCCGCGAGUCUCUCAGAGCCACAUUCUCUUACACAGUGGAAACCAGUGGACGUGGAGGAUACGGUGAAACCUGCUGGCGAAAGUGAAGGCAGAUCGAGACGGAGGAAGAAAACAAAAGAGAGUGUGCUGGGUGAAAAUGAGCAGGUGCCUUCAGCUCCGUUUGUUCCGGCAUCACAGCCCCUUGGGAUUAUCUCGACGGAGGAUUCUGUCGAGCCACCAGCGGGUGAGGCUGCCACCACUUCUAGUGCUGCCGCGUUGCAGGCAGUGGAGCUUACUUAUCCAGCAGACGCUCUGGGGAAGCAGACAGCCGAGGACCACUCCCCCAUUGACAUAUUCAAAAUGCUUUGCAAUGUCAUGGAGGAACUGCGCCGUCUACGAGAGGUGCAGGAGGAGGUGAUGCGACACGGCCGUCCGCGUGGUGUGCCGGCUCAACGCGUAGAUGAAACGGGUAGACAAUUAGACGACGUCACCGGCUUUGACGUGGUAGAUCUUGCGCCGAAGCCGGUGUCGAUCUCCUGGGAGGUACGCUGCCAGUUGGAAGAAAACCUGCAGCCCAUCCUCCACCCACUCCAUGGAACCCGCCUAGAUGAUCACGUUCCGGCGACGGGCAGCAUGACGGCGUCGCUGUACGGCAUCCGCUUCGAGGGUCUCACUGUUGAUGCCUCCAUUUACGUGCCGGAUGACGUCUGCUUCAUGUUUUCCUUCGGGCCUCUACCGUUCCAGACGAUUGGGCCUGUACGUGCUGCACGUAUCGACAAGUCCCUCCACGUGCAGACGUUCAAGCUGUAUGAGGGGACACAGCGCGGUGGGAUGGUGUGGUGUGAGCCGCUUGAGGGGGCGCAGGAUACCUUCCUACAGAAGUACCAUAAGCAAGGAACCGCAACGCUCUACAUCCACAUAUACGACGCCCUCACUAUGUUCUACAUUGGCAGCGCUGACGUGCUUCUGGCGCACUUUCGUCGUCCACACAACGCAGAGAGCGCACGCAUCUCGAUGGACCUUGCUUUAUACCGUGACCUCAGCCUGACGGAACGGACUGUUCCGGCUAAGGUGCUCCCCAUCAUGCGCCACGCUGGGCAGAUGCACGUGACACUGUUCUGUGUCGGUACAAGUGGGCCAGCUGAGCUGCACGUUAACACAACAGUGGAGCCGCCGCGUGGAUCUCGGGUGGUUGUCGCGAAGAAGUUGCCACACGCAAGUUUAAUGGAGUCACUGCCGGGCGGGGAUGCAAGGACUGAGGCUGUUCCAGAGAAGCCACGUGAGGAAGGUCAAGCACCCCCCGUCGUGACGGCACCCUCAGCACCAGAGGCAGCGGCAGUAGAAGCCGCAGUGGAAGCAACACAGGGCGGUGACGGGGAUCAGGACAAUUUGCACUGGCGCCGUGCACAGUACGUGAAGCAACUGUACGGAAACUCGACAACACUUCCAGGUGUGCCACACGAGCAUCCGCUACCGAAGGCUGAUCUCGAGUUCCGUUUGCGCUACCUGGAGAAGCAGCGAGACGAGAUGAAGUCGCGCAAGAUUGCGGAGGCGCUGAUGGAGCGCCUCACGGUGCACCACCACGUCUAUGUCGCCUCCUGCAGGCCGGAGACGACGCGGACGGUGUUUCAGAACCCGUUUGGAACGGCGAUGCAGUUCAGCGUGGAGGUCGACUCCGCUGCGGCCUAUGCGUUGGAGGUGGCAUCACCGCCGUCCUUCUACCUGGGCCCACACGAGCAGACUGAUGUGCUGCUUGUGGUUCGCCUCGCCAAGUGGAAGGGCCAGCACGGCGAGCCGCUGCACCUGCGUGCGUGCGUCUACACCGACGGACGGGAGGUUGUGCGCAUCGUUGACGUGCAAGCCACUAUGGGGCCGCCGUUUGUGGACCGCCGCUACGAGAUCUUCGGCCCGGCAGGGGCGGAGGUGUCCAAGAAGGUCUUCUCACGCCUCUUCUCUUCUUCCACGUUCCCCAUUACUUCAGACCGCGCCAAGCUGCUCGCGCGGAUGCGGGACGUGUGUGGGCGCGCGACCAUCACGUCGGAGAGCACGACGGCGGACGUGAACGCGGUGCUCGACCCCAUCACGCAGUCGUACGUCACCGCGUGGGAGGAGGUGACGCUGCACACGACAAUCCCACGCGACGGUGCGGCGCAACGUGUCGAGUAUCUCACCCUCUUCGAGGACGCCGCAAUGAGCAAGGUGAUUGAGACGUGGGAGUUGUGCAUUUUCGCGUGUCAGGCCGUCACGUCGCGGGAGCUGCGGCUCGGCCAAACAACGACGGUGGCGCUCCCGGCGGCCGGCGUGGAGGCGCUUUACUGCAGCGGCGCACAUGUGAAGGUGGAGCGACGGGAGAACUCCUACCUGCUGCACCUGCGGCCACAAGAGGUGGGCACGCAGCAGCUUCUACUGCACGCGCUGACAAACCAGCAGUUGGCCAAGACGCUGCUGACAGUCCCCACAGUGUACCCGGCGCCGACGUACACGCAGAUGUUAGAGCUCAGCUUGGCCGACACCACGGCACCGAUCUUCCGCCGUCUGCAGUUCGUCCACAAUGGUACAAUGGAUGAGGUGUUUACUGUGCACCACAACUACAAGUAUCAGCUCCAGGUGACACCCAAGCAGUUCGCACUCGCCCCUAAUGACUCGCAGUUCAUCACGAUGCAGAUUGACAUGCUAAGUCUACCGGAGGGGCAGAUGGAGGGACGCUGGCCAAUGUGGAUUUUCGUCAACAACGCCAGUGACAAGACGGUUGUCUCGUACCUGAUACAAGUGGUGCUGCGCGCUCACCGUGUCAUUCACGACAUGUCGUAG